GCGUACCGAGGGGCCGGCGUGCCGUUGGUCCGCACAGGCUGAAGGGCGCGGAGCCGGCUCGGGGCCCGAUGGAGGCGGCCCCGCCGCUGCCUCCGGUCUAUGUCUGUAGCCCGGAGUACCUGGCGCUGUGCGACUCGCUCUGCAAAGUGUCUAAACGGGCCAGUAUGGUGCAUUCUUUGAUCAAAGCAUAUUCCUUACUCGACCACAUGAGGAUAGUCAAGCCCAAAGUGGCUUCCAUGGAGGAGAUGGCAAGCUUUCACACUGAUGCCUAUCUGCAGCACCUCCAGAAGGUCAGCGAGGAGGGGGACAAUGACCACCCGGAGUCCGUGGAGUAUGGACUGGGUUAUGACUGUCCAGCCACUGAAGGUAUCUUUGACUAUGCAGCAGCUGUAGGAGGGGCCAGCAUCACAGCAGCCCAGUGUCUGAUGGAUGGCAAGUGCAAGGUAGCGAUUAACUGGCCUGGAGGGUGGCAUCAUGCAAAGAAAGAUGAAGCUUCUGGCUUUUGCUACCUAAACGACGCCGUCCUGGGCAUCCUGCGCCUGCGUCGGAAAUUCGACCGCAUCCUCUAUAUUGACUUGGACUUGCAUCAUGGGGAUGGUGUGGAAGAUGCCUUUAGUUUCACCUCCAAAGUCAUGACUGUGUCUCUGCAUAAGUUUUCACCAGGAUUUUUCCCAGGAACAGGAGAUGUGUCUGACGUUGGCCUGGGGAAGGGGCGAUAUUACAGUGUCAACGUACCUAUCCAGGAUGGCAUUCAGGAUGAGAAAUAUUACCAGAUCUGCGAGACUGUGUUGAAGGAGGUGUACACGGCAUUCAACCCGGAAGCAGUAGUCCUGCAGCUGGGAGCAGAUACGAUAGCCGGGGACCCCAUGUGUUCAUUUAACAUGACUCCAGUGGGGAUUGGCAAGUGUCUGAAGUACAUUCUCCAGUGGCAGCUGGCUACUCUCAUCCUGGGAGGAGACAGGAGGCUACAACCUUGCCAACACAGCCCGCUGCUGGACAUACUUGACCGGGGUCAUCCUGGGGAGAACGCUACCCUCCGAGAUCCCAGAUCACGAGCGACGACUUUGCUGAUUUCCCUUUCCCUGCAGUUUUUCACAAAGUAUGGUCCUGAUUACGUGCUGGAGAUCACACCGAGCUGCAGGCCAGACCGCAACGAGCCACAUAAAGUCCAAGAAAUCCUCAGCAUCAUCAAAGGGAAUCUGAAGCAUGUGGUUUAGCUGAAAAGGAAAGCUCAUGUUUCCACAACAGCGGAGCGUUUCCUGUGCGGAAGACAGUGUGUUUAUGUGAGCAGCUUGCAGAAUUCGUGGCUGCAGGGGAAAUUUGGAAGAAAUUACUUUUUCUUUUUCUUUUUCUUUUUCUUUUUUUUGACAUUUCCAAGCAGCAGUGAGUGGCUGCGGCUCUACGGUGGCUGUGAGCACACAGUGGCCCCAGUGCUGGGGGAUAGGGGAGCUCCCAACUUCCACCCCCUUGUUCCAAUAGAUUCCAGCUUAUUUUUUACAAAACUGCUUUUAUUCUUGCAGAUGGUUUUUCUAAUUAUCUUUUUUAAGGGAGGUGGUGGGCGAGGGCCACUCUGAGCCACAGACUCUCCACAGUCUGGCGCCUGUGCCACUUGUACUGGGCUGCCCUCCUGGUGAGACCACAGGCUGUAGGUGUAGACGCUGUGACGUGAACUCCAGAGGGGACGCGUUGAGUGAUAGGCACAGGGCCUGUAAUCCUGGCUGCACCCUUAUCUGGGGAGGGAGCCACAAACGUGUUUUUAAACAAAUAAAAGAGUUGAAAUAUU
Chrysemys picta bellii (western painted turtle) is the source of this 1783-nucleotide messenger RNA. It is a transcript of the gene HDAC8, whose product is annotated as histone deacetylase 8. Lineage: Eukaryota; Metazoa; Chordata; Testudines; Emydidae. Gene Ontology annotation, cellular component: nucleus. Gene Ontology annotation, molecular function: histone deacetylase activity. The record is from RefSeq and is a predicted model, not a curated record. Gene Ontology annotation, biological process: negative regulation of transcription by RNA polymerase II.